AUGGAAAACAUCGAGCUCAGUCUCGACAUCUUCAAGGCGAUGAAGAUGCUGGCUGUAGCAAGGAGAUGCGCCGAUAUCGUGAAGGAACUUCUCCACGUGGCUGCAAAGACUCACUCGGGAGAACCGCGGAAGAACAGCGUAACUACAGAAACCGAGCCUGCAAUGAAGGCUUUGGAUGGCAGCAGUCAGCCUAAUUUUACGUCACCCACUUUCACAUCGGAAGGCACGGGUACGCAUGCGGGUGAUAUGGAGCUUGGUGUUUCCAUGAUUCCGGGAGAUUUCGACGCCAACCUCGUCGACCCAAAUGUUGUGUGGAACUUUUUGAACUUUGAGCAUUGGAACGCAUGGUCGGAUGCAGCUUUUAAGUAG
This is a messenger RNA of Colletotrichum spaethianum, 369 nucleotides long. RefSeq lists its product as uncharacterized. The coding region runs from base 1 to 369 and encodes 122 amino acids. Lineage: Eukaryota; Fungi; Ascomycota; Sordariomycetes; Glomerellales; Glomerellaceae. The record is from RefSeq and is a predicted model, not a curated record. The transcript has a single exon.